UGCUUGCUGAGAGGUGAACUCUCGGCGAGAGCAGGGGCGAGAAGACAGAGUGGUGCUUCUUCCGGGCGACAGUCCGUAUCCGACUGUUCCCACGCGCCCCAAGCUGCUCGGAAGCCGGCUCAAGGCUCGCAAGGCAGCACACAGCUACGUAGCAGCGCCUGCACAGGAGAUGCUCAACACCAUGAACGACGUCGCCGCCGUUGGAGAUGACCGAGAGAUCACACUUCUUGAGCAGUUCCUCGCGUCUGUCGCCCUCAAGCAGUACAAAAAUGCCCUCGAGAUCUCGAGAAACCUGUUGAAGUUUGACCCAAACAACGCCAUUAUUCUCGAGUAUCAGCCUCUACUGGAAGAGAGGCUUGCUCUGGGCGAUAUCUCAGAUACCUCCAGCGACGAUGGCGACGAUGACGAUGAAGACGAGGAUGGAGAUGGUGACGAGGACGAGGGUGAGGAUACAGACGACGAUGCAGACGACAACGAUGUAUCCGACGAGGACGCUUCCCACGACGACUCGGAUACCGACAGCGACUCGGACGAGCCCUCCGACAACAGUUUCGACUCGGACUCGGGCUCAGACAGCUGCGAGAGCGAUAUGGAGGGCCGCUCGGCAUUCUCCAGCACAGACGGCUCCGAGUGCGGCGAGCCAGCGCUGGGCCGGUUGAGCGCAGAGGCCUCUCCCCAUGACCCGGCCAGCAGCAUGGCUGCUCGUGCGGCGCUGUGACGGCGCUCCUGAAGGCGGAGCUGUGGCAUGCCUCGCAGGAGGCGUAUUGUAUCGACAUGGAAUGCGCUCUGCCUGAGCCGGCGGACUGGGCCGAUAGUUCGAUGCAGACUCAAUAGACAAG
Molecule: messenger RNA, 839 nt
Organism: Polychytrium aggregatum
Lineage: Eukaryota; Fungi; Chytridiomycota; Chytridiomycetes; Polychytriales
Exons: 4
Coding region: 170-718 (182 amino acids)
Source: RefSeq, a predicted model, not a curated record